AUGAAAAAUCGUGGUAAAAAUAAGAAAAAGCAAUGGAGGCACAUCUUAAAGAACCUUGGAUCAGAACUAAGUGAUGUCGCCAAAGAAAAGGCGCUAAGUUCUGGAGGUUUCGUCAUCCAGAAAAAGAACAAAGCGGCAAUCGUAAAAGGUGACAAGGAGGCGGCCAAGGAUCAUCCAGAGCUCCCUACUGCUAGCACUGCCACCAAAAAGAAAGUCUAUCGACCUGGUAAGGCCUCUGUUGUCUUUCGUGCCCUUGACGUUUGGGCCGACGAUUCGAAGGAAGGAUUCCCUGACGCUGCUCCGCAUCCAGCAUCAAAGCCAGAUUCCAUAGCCCCCAUGAUGUCGUGUGGACGUGUUUUCUCAUCUCACAAAACAUGCUUGAGUAUCGCAAUGUGCUUAUUCCAGGAGCCAAUUUGUCCGGCUGGUCAGUCCUACAAUCCCAGCGCCGUGGACCACCAGGUGUUGCUUCUGCACGUUGCCAAGGAGGAACUGAAGAAGGAGGCCGCAGAAAAUCCUCAGAGCGCCAAGCGCCUGAAGCCCAGGAAGAAGUUGGCAGUGAAGAGGAACCGACCUCAAACGGGUCUUGUUGCGAAGCCCAUGAAGGCGAAAGCCAAGGACAGAAACCCCAACUCCAAGGACCUCGCCAAGAAAAUGCAAAACGACCUUGAAAACAUCCCCAAAAUCCUCAAGGAGAUUAAGAAAGAGAAGCGUGAAUUGGCAGAACGCCGUCAAAAGCGUGAACUCCAGGCUGCCAUUCGGAAACACGAGAAGUCAGCGAAAUUCCCCAUCUCCUUCCAGCUGCCCGGCGAACUCGCCUCUUCCCUGCGCAAACUCAGGACCGAUGAAAACUGGAUGCGGGAAGUUGAAUUCAAACGCAACAAGCUUCCGCGCGCUCGCAAGACUCUCGGUACGAAAGUUGCCACCAAGACCUUUGUCCGCAGAAGCAGAGAUUCUUAA
This is a messenger RNA of Mesocestoides corti, 957 nucleotides long. The record is from the annotation of a GenBank genome assembly. Lineage: Eukaryota; Metazoa; Platyhelminthes; Cestoda; Cyclophyllidea; Mesocestoididae.